Molecule: messenger RNA, 726 nt
Organism: Laccaria bicolor S238N-H82
Lineage: Eukaryota; Fungi; Basidiomycota; Agaricomycetes; Agaricales; Hydnangiaceae
Exons: 2
Coding region: 1-726 (241 amino acids)
Source: RefSeq, a predicted model, not a curated record
AUGACGACGACGACGACGAUGGCAUACAGACAACGGACAACGGACAACGGACAACAACGACCACGGCGUACGGACGACAAUGACAAUGACAACGUACAGACGACAAUGACAACGUACGGACGACAACAACGAAGACGACGUACAGACGACAAUGACGAAGACAACGUACGGACGACAACAAAGAAGACGAUGAUGAAGACGACAGACAGACGACAACGAAGACGACAUACGGACGACGACGAAGAUGACGCAUGGACGACGACGGCGACGGCGAGCGUACAGACGAGGAGGAGGAGGAGGAGGAGGGCCUACAAGCGACAGACGACGACGACGAAGACGCGCGACGAGGGCUCGAUACCCCUCCUUAACUGCCCACUACUCCCUCACUGCCCACCACUCCCUCCCCCUCUCCUUUAUCCCACCACUCCCUCCCCCUCUCCUUUACUGCCCACCACUGCCUCCCCCUCUCCUUUACUGCCCACCGCUCCCUCCCCCUCUCCCUCAUUGCCCACCUCCCCCUCCCCCUCUAUCCACCUCACUGCCGACCACCCUUCUCCUUCAGUGCCUACCACCCUCCCCCCUCUAUCAUUGCCUACCACUCCCUUCCCCUCAUUCAUCCUUUCCCCUCCCCCUCAUUCAUCCCUUCCCCUCCCCCUCAUUGCCUACCACCCCCUUUCUGAUUGCUUACCAUCCCUUUUCCUUCAUUGCCCACCACUUCCUCACUGA